Staurois parvus is the source of this 740-nucleotide messenger RNA. The record is from the annotation of a GenBank genome assembly. Lineage: Eukaryota; Metazoa; Chordata; Amphibia; Anura; Ranidae.
GCACUUUUUUCCCCCAAAAAAUGGGGGGAAAUGUUUGUGCGUCUUAUGGAGCGAAUAUGGAGAAGCCGGUCCUGUAUUCCUCCCAUCGCCGCUGUGUUGGAAUACUCGGCUCUUCUGUGCAGCAGAACCUGCUCCUCAGUCCUACCUGUUCCUCAUCCCUACCGGUGUCCUCAUCACCUCAUCAUCUUCAUUGUAGGUACCCAGCUGUGACAGCUUGCGGCUUCACAGCCAGGUGCCCACUGUCCAUACACAAGAAGCGCUCUGCUGUGUGAAUGGCUCCGUAGUCUUCUGGAACCUGUCACGUGUCCCAGAAGACUACAGGGAGAGAGGCGAUCGCAGUGAAGUGGGAGCGGGUACCUUCUCUGGUCAUCUCCUGUACUAUGUCUGCAGUCUCUGGUCAUCUCCUGUACUAUGUCCGCAGUCUCUGGUCAUCUCCUGUACUAUGUCCGCAGUCUCUGGUCAUCUCCUGUACUAUGUCCGCAGUCUCUGGUCAUCUCCUGUACUGUGUCUGUAGUCUCUGGUCAUCUCCUGUACUAUGUCUGCAGUCUCUGGUCAUCUCCUGUACUAUGUCCGCAGUCUCUGGUCAUCUCCUGUACUGUGUCCGCAGUCUCUGGUCAUCUCCUGUACUGUGUCCGCAGUCUCUGGUCAUCUCCUGUACUAUGUCUGCAGUCUCUGGUCAUCUCCUGUACUAUGUCUGCAGUCUCUGGUCAUCUCCUGUACUGUGUCCGCAGUCUCUGGUC